GAGUUACUGUAUUGUACUGUGAAUCUCGGGAGGGGGGCUGCAAAAAAUCUCCUAUUCUUACAGAGGUUCAUGCCCCAUAUUUAAAACAUCUUAAGCCGGAUUGCUUUUUAACAGGUCACAGGACGUAGAUGUCGUUUUGAUUCACAUAUUUAUUUUGUUUUUAUUUUAGUUUAUGGUUUGGUUUUUUUAACACUCCGGGAGGGCAGAAAUGGCGGCCAACAUGUACCGGGUCGGAGAUUAUGUCUUCUUUGAGAAUUCUUCAAGCAACCCUUAUCUGAUCAGGCGAAUAGAGGAACUGAAUAAGACUGCAAGCGGCAAUGUUGAGGCAAAGGUGGUCUGUUUCUACAGGAGAAGGGACAUCUCACAGAGCCUCAUCCAGCUGGCUGACAAACACGCAAAGGACCUGGAUGAAGAGAAGGAAAGCCCCUCAGAGCCCGAACUCAGUGAAAAACAGAAACAUCAACUCCGCCACAGAGAACUUUUCCUUUCCCGCCAGUACGAAUCCCUCCCCGCCACACACAUCAGGGGGAAGUGCAGUGUUGCCCUCCUGAACGAGACAGAAGCUGUGCUCUCCUACCUGGAGAAAGAGGACACAUUUUUUUAUUCAUUGGUGUACGACCCCACACAGAAGACGCUAUUGGCCGACAAGGGGGAGAUUCGUGUUGGUCCACGCUUUCAGGCUGAUGUCCCUGAAAUGCUACAGGAAGGAGAACCUGAUGACAGAGACCAGUCCAAACUGGAGAUGAAGAUAUGGGACCCAGAGUGUCCGCUGACCAACAAACAGAUUGACCAGUUUCUUGUGAUUGCUCGGGAGAAGAUUAUACAUUGGACAGAAUUCUGGAGAAGUAAAUUAACCUGUGUUUUAUUUCAGCUUCCUUGGAAGUCGCUGACCAGCAUCAUUGAGUAUUAUUACAUGUGGAAAACCACAGACAGAUAUGUUCAGCAGAAACGACUGAAGGCAGCUGAAGCAGAGAGCAAACUGAAGCAAGUCUACAUCCCUACAUACAACAAACCCAAUCCCAACCAGAUCUCCGUCAGUAACGGCAAAAUGGCUACUGUGAAUGGUGCAGCAGGAACAGGCAGUUUCCACACAGCCGGAGGCGGCCGCGCAUGUGAGAGUUGUUUUGCCGCACAGUCUGCUCAGUGGUACUCGUGGGGUCCUCCUAACAUGCAGUGUCGCCUUUGUGUGUCCUGUUGGAUGUACUGGAAAAAGUAUGGUGGCCUAAAGAUGCCAAGCAGAGCUGAAGGGGAAGAGGAAAAAACGCCUCCAAGCCCUGCACCCAAUGAGAUGCGUUCUCGUGGCCAUGGCGCCCGUCAGUCUUCCCACAUGGUUCCGAUAAGGAACAGCGGCAGCCCCAAAUCCUCCAUGAAGACUAAGCAGGCGUUCCUCCUGCAGGCCACGCGCCUCACCAAGCUGGCGCGUCACAUGUGCCGUGAUCUCAUCAGGCUGCGCCGGGCCGCGCGCCGCCCCUUUGUGCCCAUUAACUGUGGUGCCAUAAAGGCGGAGUAUAUGAUCCGGGUGUCAGAGGGCACGACAGGGCGACCUAUGAAGCCCAAAUCUUCCCCGAGGAGCACCCUGACCAGCGUCUUGCAGUAUCUCGAGACUCGUCCAGCAAUGCAUGUUCAACGGCCUCAUCGCACCCCUGGCCUACAGGUGCAGCCCCCACGGCGCCUACUUUCCUCUCUUCCCAGCCAUGGCCCACAUGGCAUGUUGGGAAAACGGAGCUACCAUCACCACAGCAGGGUUGAAUCUGCUGAGAGGAGAGCCAGUGCUCCAGGACAAGAAAAUCCAGCCCAUAUUGUGGGACCCAUUCUGCAGCAUAAUGGAAGCAGCACCGGUGCCUCCAACGCUCGUAGCAGUGGCCUGAUGCUCCGCAAGAGACGACCCAACUGGAUUGAUGCUCCCGAUGACAGCUUCUUUCUGGUUUCCCGAGAGACGAGGAAGGCCAGAAAGCUGCUCUCCCGUUCACAGUUAAGAAGAGCGUGCAGACAACCAUGUGAGCAGAUCAGCCUGCGCAGGGUCCCCCAGGGGCCAGCGCAGGUACCUGUCCUGGCGCCCCCUCACCCCAGUUUACGGAUGCGAGGCCCAAUCGUCAUCCACGACUGACCCCCUCGCCUGCAUUGUUCCCUCAGCCUGUUCUGUCACUUUCUCAUUUGCUGCCUAACUCUGCACUGCACAGGCCACAAGCCACUAAAACACUUCUUAUUCCUCUUUAGCAGGGACGCGGGAAGUAGGGGUGCUGAGGGG
Messenger RNA from Sinocyclocheilus grahami, 2248 nucleotides. RefSeq names its product metastasis-associated protein MTA3-like. Gene Ontology annotation, biological process: negative regulation of transcription by RNA polymerase II. Gene Ontology annotation, cellular component: nucleoplasm; NuRD complex. The transcript has 18 exons. Lineage: Eukaryota; Metazoa; Chordata; Actinopteri; Cypriniformes; Cyprinidae. Gene Ontology annotation, molecular function: transcription coactivator activity; histone deacetylase binding; transcription corepressor activity. The coding region runs from base 209 to 2107 and encodes 632 amino acids. The record is from RefSeq and is a predicted model, not a curated record.